UUUUCUCCAUUUUUCUUUGAAUUGGUGCUUACCUAGUGAUUUUAAGAUAUGAUUUGGAGUAGUUGUGUAAAUGACUGAUAAUUUGUGGGGAUUUUCACUGAAUACAUUUAGGAUUUUCGUUAGGUUUUAUCUUGUUGUAUUGUGGACGGAGGAAGAACAUAAGCUUUCCUUGUUGGGAUUACAACAAGAUUUCUUGAUUGAUAGGAUUUUGGAAUCAUGCAGAAAAGUUGAAGUAUUCUCUUAUUUAUUUCUUGAAAUCUUCUAAAAAAGAACAUCAUCAAUCAAUUCUAACAUGAAACUUAAACAAGAUUUUUUUUUUGUGAGAUUAUGAGAAAAUAUGAUAUUAGUUUGUGCUUGUAAGGUGUUUGACGAUAUGUGUCUGAAGCUUUAAUUUUUUUUUUCUUUUUCUUUUGCAUUGUGCGAGUGUGUCCUAUGAUCUGAUUGUUACACACACUGAAGCCUAUUUUUAACUUAGUAUAUUAGACUUGUUGUAAUGAAGUUUAGUUUGGCAAUUGACAAUUCACCAUUUAGAAAAUUGUUUGAUUUGUUUUUAUUGUGCUAGUUGCUGCCAUUUUGCAGUUUGCACAAGUAUUUGUAGCUAAGUGAUCAUGUCAAUUCAUCUAUAUGGUGCAUAAUGGUUUUUUAGUGUACACUUUCCACCCCUCUUUUCUCCUUUUGGAUAAAAGUUGCUCAAAAUGUUCCAUCUUGUGAAUUAAUUGUUUCAUUGUUUUCAUAGGCAGGAAGCGUGGAUGUUCAAUUAUAUAUACGUUUGUUUAGGAGCUAUUUUUGAUACCCUGAAAUCAUUUGAUUCAUAGACCUAUUAUCUUUUAUGCUAUGAGUUGGUCUAAAUGUAUAUUUUGUUGUCUCCAUUAGACUGAGGAUCCACUAUCUUUUCAUUGUAGAUAAUAUAUGGGUCCUUGAAAAUGUUCUGCCUAGUUUUUCUGAUAAUUUAUGUUCCAGACUUAUGAUGGAAUGAUUAUUGGAGAACAUUCUAGGGAAUCAAAUCUAGAUGUAAGUUGAGAACUUUAUGUUUAGACUUUGGAUCGAAGUUGUAAUUUCUACUUGAUUUACAUGGUAAGCAAUUUUCUUUUUUCUAGGUUAAUCGAAGUUGUAAUUUCUACUUGAUUUACAAGAAAAAUGUAGUCUCAUAUUUUCCGGACUAUACUUAAGUCCUCUUCUCCUAAGUUAUUGUCUGCUUUGUCAGACAUCUUUCUAAAGUCUACAAAAGAUGAUGGUUAUUUGCAAGCAUGCCUCUAUUGGUUGAAAAAUGAAAACUUGUGCUUUUGUGAUAGGUUGACUUUGUUAUUAGUUAGGUUACUUCAGUUGUUGGUUCAUAAGCACAUUGUGGUAGUUACUGCUAGUUGUCUUGUGUAUGUUUGCACUUCAUCCAUUUCUUUUAAUGACUUUUGCUUCUUCUAUGUCUUGGAGUUCUUUUGUUUCGUAUGGGCUAGGGUAUUUUGUAUAUUCUAUAUAUUCCAAUACUAGUUCUGUUUGAACUAUUUGCAGCCCAAUUGGUGAAAUUUCUUCAAUAUCAGAUAAAAGUAUAUUGUCAAAUCUCUUGGGGAAGACAAUAAAGUUAGAAACAGAGGAUUAGGAGACACACCCAUAGAGUUUAUUAGAACUCUUGCCUAAAAAUUAGAAUUCUUCAUUCCAAGCAUCCUUCUAAUUAUAAUUUUAAAACUAAACUGAAUUUUCAAAUGAAACAGGGAGAUGGAUCUCUUGCUAGUUCCUUAUUCCUCAUAUCCCAGCCUAAAAAUAAUCCAAAUGCCUCACUUUUUACUAGCCAGCAAGGUCAAUAUAGCCCCUAUGAGUACAUGAAAUGUGAAGUGAUAGAGUGUUGUGAAUCUUUAAAAAAUGUCCUGAAUGUUCUGGCAGUUGGAGAAAAUGAGAAAAGUUCAAAGAAAGUGUUAAACAAUUUGCUCAAGAUAACAUUGCUCCCCAUGCCACAAAAAUUGAUCAACCCAACUCUUUUCCAAAUGAUGUUAACUUAUGGAAGCUCAUUCGGGACUUCGAUCUCCAUGGAAUUAGAACAUCAGGUUCAACUGGAGUCGACAACUUCGUGAGUUUACUUUCAAAGAACAUUUUCAGAGACGAACAUUCUCGGUUGGUCGUUUAUGCUUCUGCAGAAAAUCUUGUUAUAUGUAUUCUAAUGCUAUUUAAAAUAUUUUUUGAUUAAGGGUUGGGAUUCCGUAC
Messenger RNA from Cucumis sativus (cucumber), 2193 nucleotides. Its product is annotated as callose synthase 5-like. The transcript has 5 exons. Lineage: Eukaryota; Viridiplantae; Streptophyta; Magnoliopsida; Cucurbitales; Cucurbitaceae. The record is from RefSeq and is a predicted model, not a curated record. The coding region runs from base 1698 to 2063 and encodes 121 amino acids.